Molecule: messenger RNA, 2469 nt
Organism: Enterobius vermicularis (human pinworm)
Lineage: Eukaryota; Metazoa; Nematoda; Chromadorea; Rhabditida; Oxyuridae
Source: the annotation of a GenBank genome assembly
AUGAUGCUGAGAACCUCAAAAAAUAUAGCACUGAACCCACGAUUACCACGAAUUAUCCAAGAAAGGUUAGCCAGUGAAGCGACAAAGAAUGCUUUUGCUGUAAUUAUUGGUGGUGGUGUUGCUGGCACAUCAGUUGCGUAUCAUUUGACAAAGAGGAAUAUCAAAGAUGUUGUCAUCCUUGAAAAAGAGAAGUUGGCUUCCGGAACGACACACAAUGCGGUAGGCCUUUUAUUGCAGCCAGGUUUUGUUAGCGCCAGUCAUCCAGCACACAGAUAUAAACCAAUUCUAGCCUAUUCUGUGGACUUGUAUAGUCGAUUAGAGGAAGAAACGGGAGAAAAAGUGGGCUUUGUUAGAACGGGCACAAUUAGAUUAGGUACCAAUGCAACUCGGAUGGAUGAGUUUCGGCGCUAUGUAGCCCGAGAUUAUUUCCAGAAGGGUGACGCUUGCAAAACUUCUAUUAUUGAUGCUGCCGAAGUGAACGCAAUGGCUCCAAUACUAGACACUUCAAAAAUUCUUGGAGCGUUGUACACUACCGGAGACGGUUACGCCAGUCCCGAAGGUCUAACACGUGCUCUCGCGAAAGGUGCACAGAGCAAAGGUGCACAGCUCAUUGAACAAUGUCCGGCUUUUAACUUGAUAGAGGAUCCUUCCACGGGGGAAUGGCUGGUUCAGCUUGAUGAUGGACGUGAAUUUCGUGCGCGCCACGUUGUAAAUGCCGCUGGGUUGUGGGCGAGCAAGGUCGGAAAGUUAACCAACCUUGAUGUUCCGCUUGUUAAUAUUGAACAUCAGCAUGCCUUGAUUGGACCUCUAGACGGGCUCAGUUCUAUAACUGACCUUCCUGCCAUAAUUGAUCAUGACAGUACGUUUUAUGUACGUCGUCUCGAUGACAAACUGUUUUUUGGCGGCUUUGAAAACCAUGUCUCAGAUGUAGUAAUUCGCGACGACUGGCAUACUAAAAUGCCGGAAGAUGCAAAAAUCGAUGUGAAUUUCGAGAGAGUGCGUGGGGCGUACAACAGCGCUUGCGAUUUGAUUCCAGCUUUGAAUGGCGCAGAAGUUUCUGCUAGUGCGUCAGCUUUUACAAUGACUGCAGAUGGAUAUCCGUUAGUUGGUCCCACUAGUCAUAAGCAGAAUUACUGGUUAAUGGCUGGCUUUUCUGAUGGUAUAUCGAGUAGUGGUGGGAUGGGUAAAUACUUGGCUGAUUGGAUAAUCGAUGAGGAACCUCCGUCCGAACUUUUCGAUACUGAUGCCAACAGGUUUGAUCGGUGGGCCACUCGCGAAUUUAUUCGUGAAAAAAGCCGUGAAACAUACUCAAUGUUCUACAACUGGUCCGCCAUUAACAGACUAGCAGGUCGCCCAACCGAACGUGUUAGUGGGAUUUACGCUCGUUUGGCUAAAGAAGGUGCUGCUUUUUCAUUCCGGAAUGGUUGGGAGGUUGCACAGUCUUUUGCUGUCCACGAUGAGCCUCGACUGCCAGCUAUGAUACGUGAGUAUCAGAUGGUGACCAACAAAUGUGGGCUUAUUGAUCUUACCUGGAAGGGGAAGAUAGAAGUGCGUGGACCUGACGCCAAGGCAUUUUUGGAAGAAGUACUGACUACUGCUGUUCCUCCUUUAGGAGCCAUAGCCUCAAGUUUUAUGUUAACCCGCAGGGGCAAUUUGUUAGCUCCAGUGAAGGUUUUCCACCAUGAUCAGUUCAGAGACGAGUUUAUUCUUUUGUCCGAUCCAGAAAGAGAGUCUCGAGAUUUAUUCUGGCUGCAACGAGCUGCUGAGGAAAUGAAAAUGAAUGUGGACGUUUCUGCUGUUAGCGAAUAUUUGUCCACUUUAGCUCUUGUAGGCCCUAGCAGUCGUGAAGUUUUACGUGAAUUGAUUAAGGGAGAUAUUUCUGAUAAAGCAUUUCCUGAGCACACUACCAGGAUCGUGCGUAUUAGUACGGUCCCAGUAAUCGCUGCAAGAACGUCUUCUUCAACUGGGCAGCUUUCAUAUGAACUCUACCAUAACAGGCAAGCUGGACUGUUAACUUUAAAGGCCGAUUCCCUAUCAAUUUACAACGCUUUGAUGAGAGCGGGGAAGAAUUACGGUAUUGUAAACUUUGGUCAAGUAACUCACAACAUAUUGAGGAUAGAACAUGGUUUCAAACUCUGGGGCAGAGAGUUAACUCUUAACACAAAUCUUUACGAAUGCGGUUUGGGACAUAUGGUUGACUUAAGCAAGAAAAAUUUCAUUGGAAAGGCAUCUGCUGCCGAUUUGUCAAAGAAGAAGUGGAAUAGGAAGCAGGUUUUGGUAGCUUGUGAACCUUUGAAAGAAAUUCAAAAUUGGGGGAGUAUACCCCAAGGAAUGGAGGUAAUACGAAGGCAAGGCGAAGAAGAGCGGAUUGGACAAGUGACUUCAGGCACGUAUAGUGUGAGACUUCAACGGCCCCUCGCUUUUGCCUGGAUAAAUUCAGACAUCACUGAAAACGAUGAGGUUUGUUAA